AGGCGAAGAUGGCGGGAAGUCUGUUGAGUGCGUGGCAGAUUUUAACUAAUUUAACCUGAUUUAUGCCAUGAACACAUAUUGUUUCGCUGAUGACUUAAUACUUCAACAUUCCAUUUGACAAAUACACUGAUACGGAAAGAUAAUGGCUGCUACUUUGUUGGCAUCAGAGGAAAGUUCACCUACAGACUCACCGAUAGCUUCACCACUUCCAAGCUUAGAAUCUGAAGAACAUGCUUGUCCCAUUUGUGAAGAGAAACUGAACCAGCCAAAGGUUCUUGAUUGUCUUCAUGUAUUUUGCCAGGCAUGCUUAGAAAAAGCACUAGAAGAGCCAACAGAUGGAGGAGAUGCUUCGUCUGGGUACAUAAAGUGUCAGACAUGCAAACAAGAGACAAAAGUCCCCACCAAGGGACUGGAGGACUUGCAAGCAGAUUAUGUGACUGUAGAUCUGCUGGAGAUGUCCUCAAUUGAGGACAUGCAGAUCGUCUGCACCAGUUGUAAGGCCAAAGAAAAGGCAGUUGCCAGGUGCAGUGAUUGUGCUAACUUCCUGUGCACUAAUUGUGUGACAGCUCACCAGUUUAUGAGAUGCUUUGAUAAUCACAAGGUGGUUUCUUUUGAGGAAAUACAAAAAGGAGAUGGACUACCAAUCCACAAGCCGAUAUAUUGUCCGUCGCACUCCUCAGAAACCAUGAGGCAUUUUUGCAGUACAUGCAAGAUCCCAAUAUGUAAUGAAUGUUUACUUGCUGAUCACAAAGCUCCAGAGCAUUUCUCAGAGAGAAUUACUGAUAUUGAGGGCAAGUUCUUUGAUGAAAUCCAGAACCUGAUUACAGAGAGCAAGAGUAAAAUUAAGUUCUGUGAUGAGGCCACAAGUACCCUGGAAAAUGGUCUCAGUGAGCUACAGAUGCAGCGAGACAAUGCGAAGGGUCUGAUACAUGAAACAUUCCAAAGCUAUAAAGCAAUGCUUGAGAAGAGAAGGGAUGAAAUAUUUCAAGAAAUGGAAGAAUUGCAUUCAAAGCAAGAACUUGGUAUCAUGGACAUGUUUCACAACCUUGAACAGACUGUGGAUAAAAUUGAAGAUGGUAGCAAAUUUGCUGAAAUGGUUACAAAGCAUGGCAAUGGGUUGCAAGUGAUCUUGUUGAAGAAGAUGAUAACAUCACAGCUCCUUUCUUUAAUCAACAACACCCCAAUACCAGAUGUUUCUAUUGCCAUUGAGUUUCAUACAAAUACGGAUGUCUUCCAAGAAGCUGUAAAGAACUGUUUUGGUUCUUUCUCCCAACCACAGGCAAAGGUCGAGGAACAACAGUCCCCAUCACUGACAUCUUCUUUUGAAAAUGAAACAUUCAUGAAUCCAAGCAAUUUGUUGGGCCUUAACAAAUUUGACCGUACAUUGAUCCCUGCCUCCUCCGAAUUCAUGCCAAGUCCUAUGAUGACCCCAGCAUCCAUGAGCGAGACCAGUCUGCCAUGUAUGCCUCCCAUGCACAACAUGACAGGUGGGCAUAGUGUCAUGGCAACAGCCAUUACUGGAGGAUCACAGUCUUGUCAAGAACCUGUCAGUCUGUCCCGUAACUCCCACAGCCCAGCCAUGUCUGAUAGCGGUAUAUCGGUUGAUACUGCCAGCAACAACAGUGGCUCCAGUGCACCAAUGUUGAACAACAUCCAGGCAUUGGCCAAACUUCAUCCUAUUGGGUUCAGUAAUCAAGGAAUGCCUCCAAGUUCCAGUGGAGGAACUCCAACACCUAUCAGUCAUACUGACCCAGGCAUGAUGAUGCAACAACCUCCCACCCCUCGCUCACAGACCCCCACACUUGACUCCAUUGUGGAUAUGCUGCACCAGUCCCAUAACCCCAGCAGAGGACUUAGCAGUAUGUGUGCUAGUGGCAGUAUGGGAAGCAUGGGUAGUGUCAACAGCAUUGGUACCAUUGGCAGCAUGAUGAAUCCUCCAGCUCCGAUAGGAACCGAAAGAAGUGUGAGCAGUGUCAGUCCUACUGGAACCUCUAUCAACUAUCCACCACCUGUACGUAGGGGAAGUAAAAUGAGUGCUAUGCAGAUAAGGUGCAAAUUUGGACAGUUAGGCCCAGGAAAAGGUCAGUUCAACUCUCCACAUGGAUUCUGUUUGGGAAUGGAGGAAGACAUCAUUGUGGCAGAUACCAACAAUCAUAGAGUUCAGGUUUUCGAGAAAACUGGUGAAUUCAAGUAUCAGUUUGGUAUCCCAGGAAGGGAGGAAGGUCAGCUUUGGUACCCACGCAAGAUCGCAGUCAUGAGAAGCAGCGGUAAAUAUGUGGUUUGUGACCGUGGAAAUGAACGCUCCCGUAUGCAGAUGUUCACACGCAAUGGACAUUUCGUUAAGAAGAUAGCGAUCCGUUACAUUGACAUUGUCGCUGGACUGGCUAUCACUUCACAAGGGCACAUUGUGGCAGUGGACAGUGUUUCUCCAACAGUUUUCUGCAUUGCGGAGACUGGAGAUCUUGUCAAAUGGUUUGACUGCAGCGACUACAUGAGAGAACCUUCUGAUAUAGCAAUAAGUGGCAAGGAGUAUUUUGUCUGCGACUUCAAGGGUCACUGUGUAGUUGUCUUCAAUGAUGAUGGUGCAUUUGUUCGCCGAAUUGGCUGCGAGAAUAUUACGAAUUAUCCAAAUGGGAUAGAUAUCAGUGAUGCUGGGGAUGUCCUUAUUGGCGACAGUCAUGGCAACAGAUUCCAUGUAGGUGUUUUCCAGCGUGAUGGCUCUCUGAUUGGUGAAUUUGAGUGUCCCUAUGUGAAAGUCAGUCGUUGCUGUGGACUGAAGAUCACUUCGGAGGGUUAUGUGGUGACCCUAGCUAAGAAUAACCAUCAUGUUUUGGUACUGAACACUUUGUAUAUUACUUAAGUACUGAGGUGAACACCGAUAUCCUGUAGUUGACAGCUAUUGCUGUAUUUCACUGGGGUGUUGUUGACACAUUACACCCAUGAUAAGUAGUUGUAGCCACAUGUUAAUGAUUUUUUUUCCCUUUUUUGUUUUUGUUUAUUUUUCAAGUUUACAUUUACUCCCCUUUUUUUCAUUUUAACAAGUAUAAUUUAUAUUCCAGAUGAAUUACAGUAACAUGUUUAUUUUGACAACCCGGUCUUGUUUUGAAUCAGAAAAAUUCAAAUAAUUACUUAAAUCUUCCCACAUAUUUGCAGGUUGGGUUUGAUAAAUAGAAGCAUAUUUUGUUUUUUGACUAACAAUAAAAAGCAUUCUCCAGUGUGCUGUAAUAUCACUAGCUAUGUAAUCAGAUUCAUUGAGCAAUGAAAAGUGCACAUUUACACUAAUUCUGUAAGUUUAAAAAAAAAUUAGUAGAAAAAGAGAAGUAAAAAAAAAAAAAGAAAAAAAAAAGCUCGAAGCUAUUUAUAAAUGGCUUUAGAAUAUAGAGCAUUAUGUAUACAACACAUGCUUAUCUCUAGUCACAUACUCGACCCUUUAUUAAUGAUAUAACAUGACCAGUUUUUUGCUGUGCCUUAAAGGGAUUAUGAUUUUUUUUCUUUGUUAUAUUUUAUCUGUGUUCAUUCUAAAAUAAUGAUGGCUUUACAAUGAGAUCACAUAUUUUGAAUGGUGAUGUUUAAAAGAUAUAUGUAUAUGUCUUAGUUGUAUACUUUUUAACUGGUUAUAUUACAUUUAUAUAUAGAUUACAGAUUGCUCAUGUUUUCAUACAUGGUUAUUAUUAUGUAUAUUAACAAUUUGGUAUGUACCCACCAUUAUGCAUACUGUAGUAUAUGGUAUCAUAAUCAAAAUAUUGUUGAUUUGUUUACUGAAUUAUUCCUAUAUGGGUUCAUGCCGUAAGUAACCCAAGGGCCAUUAUUACAUGGUGAUAAUUAAAUAUAUUAAGUUCUGUUUCUUUUUUUUUUUCUUUUUUUUUUCCUUUUUUUCCUCCAAAGGUAUUCCGGAUGUAUAUUUUAUCCAACUAAUUUUUGACUGCAGUUUAAAUUUAAUUAGAAAAAGGAAAUGUGUCUCCCUUUUGAGCACAUUUUUACAAUCUACUUAUUUAGUCUCACAUUGUUUCAAACUUUUCAUUAUAUGACAAUCUAGUUUUAGUGGUUACAACGAGCUUUUCAUGUUUUGAAGAGACAUUUGUCUUAAUGUUCAUAUUCUCCAAUGUUUGAAGAAUUGUAUUAGAAUGUUACAAAAUGUACAAAAAAAAACAAGUUUUGAGAAAUUAUUUUAUUUGAAUGCUUUCAAAUUUUGACAGUUUGCAUUUAAAGAUGUUUGAUUGUUCCUAUUCCUGUACUUUUCAGGUGUUUGAUGUGAAUAACGGUUUGCAUAUUUCUUUGCCAAGAAUCUUUCACAUUAUUGUAAAUAAGGGUAAUUUACAACAAAAAGUUAUAAUUAUUGUUGAUUUAUUUGCUGUUGUUAUUGGGACAGGUUUUUCGAAUUGCUCACAAACCUGUGGCAAUUAUCAGCAGCAUUUGUGUCCUGUGUAGAUAUUUUUUUUUUUUGACCCGGAAAGUGCCAUCUAGUGAUUACAAGAUUUGUCGGUAUUGCAUAUGAUGAAACGGAAAUCAUCCUUGCAAGCAUUAACAGCAAUGUGAUUGCAAGUUACUUGCAAUUAUACAUAUUUUUUUAUUUGUUCUCUAUUCCUGUCGUUUCAUUUAUAGAUUUGAUUGAGAAUCCUAUUUACAUACAUGUAAUAAUAAAUGUUGAUAUUAUAUGUUCGGUCUUGGUCUAAAUAGUGAUUGUUAUUCAUACAUAAUUUGAUAAAUCCCAAUUUUCUCAUGCAGGGUCUAAGGUAUUUGAAGCACUUUCGACAUUCAGGCAUGUUUAAUGAAAACAAUUUUACUUGUUAAUAUUUUUGUGAUGAAAAAUACACAGCAGUUAGAGAAGUGGACUUAAUGAUAUUCAGGAGAAAAGCCUAUAAGCUUAAUUUAUAUUUUUGAUCUUGAAAUUUCUUUUACAUAUACAGCUGUCAAAUCAAAAUAUUGAGGGGGAAAAAAUGAGGCAAUUGCAAUAAACUAGUAAUAAUUGACCCUGCUGAUUUUUUUUCACAUAUGAAGUGAUUUUAUCGCAAAAUAUAUGUGUUUGAGGGACCAGUAUCAAGCAGAUUCUAUAUUGUUUUGUGCUAGUGAGCCUGUGUAUAGCUGAUAGUGUGAAUGAGGGAGUGAAAUAUAUAUAUAUACAUAUUAUUACAGUACAGUAUACUUUGGUAUAUAUAUAUAUCUAUAUAUAUAUAAAAGAAUAACUAACCUUUGUCUUGUAUUCGGAGAUAUUUUCAGACACAAUAUAUAUAUGGACAACUUUUGAAAUUUGUUUUAUUUGUGCUCAAUUUCUGAAUAAUGCCUAAACAUUAAAGGCAAGUUUAAUAUUUAUAACAUACCUCUAAUACUGUAUAAUGAAUAUUAUACCUCGCUCCAAAACAAUAGUUUAUCAAGGGAUGCUUUUUGGAAGCAUACACUGGAAAAUGCAUUGUUGUAACUUAAAGAAAAAGAUCAAUAAUUUAAUUAUCACUAUACUAUGCAGAAGAAAAAAAUUAUAUUUGAAAUUUGAACCUUUUUCACAAUUUCACAUGGACUGAAAAGAAAUAGUAUCUGGUAUUGAAGAAUGAUUGUUAUUAUAAUACACCUGUUUUUCACUGGAGAUUGCAGCCUUUUUUUUGUAAAGAAUGUCUUAAACAGAAUGCUGUCCUAGUUUGAAAAAAUUCAUUGAAAAGAAUGAUAUCAAUGGCAUGUAAACUAAACAAGGUAAAAGGUUUUGUCAUACAUGUUCAAAUGAAGUUUGGUCAUCUUCAAGUUCUUUAAGGUAAUGAAUAUUUCUGGGUAUAUAUGCUAUGAAUAAAAACAAACUAACAGGUCCUUUGCUGCAAUCUUCAGUGGUAUAUUGUUGGCCAAGUUAUGCCCCAAGGAGAUUUUUUUAAUUAUUUGUUAACUUUGAAUCAAGUGGUUUAUAAAUAUUACACAUAUAUAUAUAUUUUUUAUUUGAAUGGUGUGUUGUAUGGAGCGGGGCACAUGAAGAGGGUUAUUUACAAUGAGUAUUGUUUAUAUGUUAAAAUGUUACAUUCACUUUAUAAGAAAAUGAGGUAAAUCUUGCGGAGAAAAAUACUAGUGCAGUGUACUACAAAAGAGUAUGAAAAACUUUGACACCCUCUCUAGUUUCUCAUUUUACAUUCAUUUUUAAGGAUCUCAAAAGUGAAUCAAAGUAAUAACAUUAACUGCAAUAUUCUUGCCAUUGUGAUUGUUAGUAAUUAAACUAAUGCGACAAAUUAGCAUAAUACUCCUGGGUAUGCAUUUUUGAUCCUGUCUGCAUUGCACAAAUCUGUUAUACUGGAAUCCAGAAAUGCCACCACUGGUACAGAUGGAAGUGCAAACUUCAAACUUAAAAGACGGUAUUAAGAGAAAAAAAAACUGUCAAAGGACAGUUGACUUUUGGAUAAGAACUGUGUAUUGCAAACAAAUAUGUUGCCAAAUAUUUUCCUAAUUUUUAUUAUAUUUUUCUUUAUAUACACAAUAUACAUGAAAUGUUUACAUGUUGGAUUUUUAAACUGUCUCUCUGAUAUAUUUUUUGUGAGUAUUGUUUUUGAUUCCUGUCAGCAAAACAAAUUGGCACCUUGAUGCUGAGUUGAUCAGUGCUAAGCUCACCAGAGGCUGAUAUGAAGAAGAAAAUUGAUUUGGAAUUCUUACAACAGUACAUAUUAGAAUUGAUAGUAAAGUUUAAUUGUUGAGCUUUGACAAACGAAAUAAGAGCAGAAAAGGCUGUGUUCAAAACAGAGUAUUCCAAUUCAUCCAUAGAAACAAAUUACUCAAAUUCAAGUUUUAAGACUACUCAUUCAAGUUUGAGCUAAAAUAACAUCUGUUAGAGCUGCCAUAUGUUUAUCAGAGGAAUCUUGGAGAGUAAGCAUUGCAUAUCACCCUAGUAAACUUAAUAUAUGUUCAGAUAUUAAUUUUUGAAUUGUAGCAAGUUAUGCACCAUUGUUAUAAAUAAUUACAAAUUUAGUGCUUUCCCCCAUAUUUUGUAAUGAUGAAGAUUAACAUGUUUUUUUUAAUAUACAAUGGGUAUAUAUAAUAGGCAUAAAAUGUCAUCUUUAGUUUGUAUGUCCCAGUGUUAUUCUUGUUGAUAAAUUUUCCAUUUCAUCAUAAUGCAAGCUGACAAUUUUACUUAGUGUUUACUGUAAAUGUUGAUAUUGAGGACAGUUUAAAGAGAUAAUCAUUGAAACCCUCCAUGGAUAUGACUCGGGUCCACAGGGAAUAUCAAAACUUUUUUUUACAAUACAAAGUUUAUUGAAUAGAAGUGGUGCUCUGCCUUUGAAAUAUUGUAUACUGUUUGCAUAUUUUGGCAAAUUUUCCCAUACCCAGAUUUAUAAUUUUAAUUCUUUGUAUUUAGUAAACAUUUUGUUUUAUUAUAUAUCCCUGUCACUCUUUCUCUCUUGCUUUAGUUAUGUAAUAUUAAUGUGUUUACAUUUAAUCCAUGUUUAGUCUGACUUUGGUUUAAUCAUUUAUUUACUUCUCUAUAACAAAACAAGCUAUUUGUUGAUUGAGUAGGUUAGACCACUAAUUUGGUUGAUUUUUUUUCCCCAGUAUUUAGUGUGAUGUCGAUCAGUCAUCCAUGUUGCUAGGUCAGAUAUUGUGAACAAUGUUAGGUGUUUCUUUUAUUUGGUAAUUUUCAUCCUCUUUAUUAUUAUUUUUGAAAUACUUUAUUAAUUAUAAUUACACUUUUCAUAUACAAUUAUAUAUAAAUAAUAUUUUGCAAUGUUAUUUUUUUCUAGUAUUCAACCAAUAUCGAUUCCGAGUGGAAUAACCGCCAUAUACAUACAUAGAUAUACAAAUGUACAGCAAUUAUUGUAUUAAACAAGCCUGAUUUUAAUUUACAAUAGUGGCUAACAAAGGAAUCUAUUAACAUGUAGCAAAAGUUGGUGUAUUAUUGGUGUCGCCACACUCUAGGCCUGCACAUACCUUAUAUAGGCAUGAUGUAACUAGUGUUAAUGUGUAAAGAAAACAGGAAGAGAUUUCCACUUUGGAAUAUUUUUGAAUGUUUAUUGCCAAAUGAGGCUGCUUUGUUCUGUUUAACACAAUAUAUAAUGCAUUCAGGAAUUAAUGAUGUGUUUUAUUGUAGGGGAAUGGUUUAUCAUUUUCAAAUCAUCCAUUAUUAAUAUUUAAAAAAAAAUGUUUAAAAAAAUUACAUGUGCUUUUAUGUUUUUGCCAUUCCUAGUUUUUUGUUCAAUUUUGUAAAUGACUUUGCAAUGAUAUACAAAUUAAUUCACAAGUCUGGUUAUUAUUAUACAUUGAUUUUUUUGUCAGUUGCACAUAAUUCCUGGAUGGUUGGAGCAUAUUUUUUAGAUUGAUAUAUAUGCAACUAAUACAAGGCUGAUUCGGAUGUUGCAUACUUUAAUUUUAACUUGUGCAGGGAGUACCAUGUGUUUUUAUUGAUUUUAACCCGCUAUAAUCUGCAUUCCUUGAUCAGUUAAAAAAAUUCAGAUUUUUGUUUGAUUUUAAAGUAAUCACAUUAACAUUAAUUUCCAUGGUUUGCUUUGUUGUUUGUGAACUUGCCUGAAGAUGUGAAACGUUGUGGCUCCUUUACAAUAGCUGCAUUGAGAAACAAGUGACAUGACGAAUACAUGCAAUAAGUUUUCAGUAGGUUUUUCCAGAUUAAUAUUGUUAUUUUUGAUACUGCAUAUUUAUGAAGUCUUAAUGUCACUAAGUCAGCUGUAUAUAAAUGCUUUGAAAGAUUGUAAUUGAUAUUUGCAGCUUUAGUACCGAGUAGAUGUUUAUUUUGUUCCUGGUCUUGAUAAAUUGUUUUGAACUACAUAUAUGUUAUGCAAAUAAUUUUGUCAAUUGGCCUGAACCAAGUCAGCUUAAUACCUAGGUAUAGUCUACUACAUCUGUUAUUCAACUGUUACUCCAGAAUGGCAAAAAAAAAAGAUUUUCAGUAAAGUUGUAUGCUUCCACCUUCCCAAACAGAAAAGCUGGGCCAAAUGGGAAUUUUUUUUACUAGAUCUUCAAUUGGUUUAGACACCUUCAAUACAUUCUUGGUUCUACCCAUCAAGUUGGUACAGUAAAUAGAUCUUGUACACUAGUCUUUCGGGCGAGUAUGUUUUGGUUGAGUGGAAAUUGAAGACAGAUGCACCUUGAUUGAGAUUUCCAUGUUCUGUCUGUACCCUUUUACUCUGGUAACCGAAAAAGGUAAAUACUGUGCAGAUCAAGUUUAAUUGUAAUUGCUUUGCUCGGGAAAUCUACACUACCAUCUCCAGUUGUCGGAAACAUUCACUUUUCUAGUUACAGAUAACUAACAAAUAUUAAAGAUCCUCUUGUCUGCAGUGUCUGAAAUGACGACAAAAAUAAUGGCAGCAAGUUUUGGUACUUCGGAAGUAAAUGAAUGGGAGCAAAUUCUAGUAACUUUGGCUCUUUGUCUUUCCCUAAAUAAUGAUAUUCCUGUGAGUCCACACCUUAUUCAACAAGUCCAUCUUGUGCUGACAGUCAUUGGGGAAGAAAAGCCAGAGUUCCAUUCCUCAUUUAUAAGAUUUGAAAUGGUAGUUAACUGCGAAAUUUUCUUUUAAAAGUUUAUUGAUCAUGGAAUGCAGAUAAAAGUAUCGAGGAUUUGUGUAUUAUAUUGUAAUGUUUUGAAAUUUGUACAAGAAGGGGUAUAAAACUUGCUACAGUUGGUGAAUGUAAUUUUAAUCAAGUUAAAGGGGCAACUAUAAGGUGUGGUAUUAACAACGAAUUUUGUGAUUUAUUUUCUUCUCCAAUUCCAUGACAGGAAUGUUUGAGGAAUCUGACAUACAUGUGAUCCUUGCUUGUCACUUCUUUACAUUUUUCUGAAAAUUUCUUGUUCAUAUAUGUCGAUCGAAGAAACUUGUGUAAAGAUUUUUCUUCUUGUUAAUUGCUAGUUCUCAAAAUCUUCAAUCUGUUAUUAGAUAUUUUUUAAAGUCCCGUGUAGGUUGGUACUGUGUUUUGUUGUCUGUGAUCCAGUUUGGGAUGUGUUUUUGUUCUAUUUUGUCACCGAUUGAAAUCACAUAUCGUCGGUAAUAUUUUAAAUAACUUUUGUACAUUUAUCCUUCUGACACCUGGAGGUGGGUUUAAGUAUUAACUUUUACAUAACAUUUACAUGACAAUGUGAUGAUAAUACUAUUAUUGCUUCAAGCCCACCUACUCAUCAAGGACUGGUGUAUGAACAUGCUGGAAAAAUUCUUUGAAAUAUUGAUUUCUGAUAAAGAAGCUUUUAUAUGGUACUUUUUGGUAGAAAUAAGUUUGCCAAUAGAAAAUUUAAUUAGAAAAGGAAAACCGAGUAAUUGGAAGUACAUGUAUUUCAUAUUAAGCCCCAUGUUCAAUGAUACAGUCCUUGAGGAAAGGUUUGGCUGUGAACAAAAACCCUUCCUCAGCCAGUAUAUACAAUGUAUACAUAGUUAUAGGAGUUGUGUACUUACCGACAUUGUUUAUAGAAACGUAUCUUUUAUUAUUGAUUACAUAUCUACAUUUGUACAAAAAGUGGGAAACAAAACACUGGAUAAGUUAUGACAUAUACAAACAGUCAGAACUGAGCAUCUUUGGUUUGGUGAUGUAUACAAAGGAUGCAUGAAUCAGCCUUUUCUUUAUACAUAUACUCAGCAUUAUAUUAGUUGUUCUUUUCUGCUUUCCAACCAGAAGGGAAUUUGUGAUAGUUUACACAAGUAUUGAUAUAUAUUAUUACUAUUUUUGAAAAGAAAAAAAAAUUAACUAUAAUUUCCUAUUGUUUAUGUCCAGGAAAUUGUAUGCAAGUGGAAUAAAGGUGUUUCAUUCAA
Pecten maximus is the source of this 10709-nucleotide messenger RNA. Its product is annotated as brain tumor protein-like. NCBI's taxonomy places the organism in Eukaryota, Metazoa, Mollusca, Bivalvia, Pectinida, Pectinidae. Gene Ontology annotation, molecular function: protein binding; zinc ion binding; ubiquitin-protein transferase activity. The record is from RefSeq and is a predicted model, not a curated record. Gene Ontology annotation, cellular component: nucleoplasm; chromatin. The transcript is spliced from 12 exons. Bases 143 to 2860 code for a protein of 905 amino acids. Gene Ontology annotation, biological process: positive regulation of DNA-templated transcription.